AUGAAGUUGGCAGCAGUAUUGUCAGUGGUGUUCGGCAUCCUCGUUGCCGUCCAGGCAGCGUGGAGCAAAGAGGACUACGAAAUCUUCAGCUUGAACGACAAAAUCCAGCAGGAUUUGGGCAUCGACACCACGUUCUACUCGUGGUUGGAAUUGGCCCAGGGGCCCAGGGCCACCACCAAGGAGAUCACCAAGGCGUACAGAAAGAAGUCGCGGCUCCUCCACCCCGACAAGUUCGCUGGAGCUACCCGCAAGGCCAAACGGGACGCCGAGGAACGGUUCCAGCGGUUGUCGUUGGUGGGUAACAUCUUGAGAGACCAUUCGUUGAGAAAGAGGUACGACUACUUCUAUGCCAAGGGCUUUCCCACCUGGAAGGGCACUGGCUACUACUACUCCAAGUACAGACCUGGCUUCGUGUUCACAUUGUUCUUGUUGUACUUAAUUUUCAGCGGGUUCCACUUCGUGGCAUUGAAAAUCAACAGAUCUCAGGACUACAAGCGUAUCGCUGCAUUGAAGGAGCAGAUCAAGAAGCAGGCAUGGGGUGGCUCAUUGAUCCCUCCCAUGGAUGGCUCGGACAGAAAGCUUCUGAGCGACAACGGAAAGACCUUCGUUGUCAAGCCUGAUGGCUCGGUGUAUUUUGUGGAUGGUGAUAGUGACGACGCUUUGGUUCCUUUGGACGAAAACGACAUCAACACUGCGCCAGGCUUCAAGGAUUCCUUGCUCUACAAGAUCCCCUGUCACCUCUGGAACCUCACUUUGGGGAGAUGGGCUGGAAAAAUCGAUACCAAUGUCGUGUUUGAAAACCCCAAAAAGGAACCAGAACCAGAAAUCAAAAAAAAGACAAAGAAAACAGCCCAAAGAGGAAAGAAAAUCGAGUUGCCAAACGGUAAAGUGGUUUAUUCCAGACCUGGAAGGAAGAACUGA
Suhomyces tanzawaensis NRRL Y-17324 is the source of this 921-nucleotide messenger RNA. RefSeq lists its product as uncharacterized. Lineage: Eukaryota; Fungi; Ascomycota; Pichiomycetes; Serinales; Debaryomycetaceae. Bases 1 to 921 code for a protein of 306 amino acids. Gene Ontology annotation, cellular component: endomembrane system. The transcript has a single exon. The record is from RefSeq and is a predicted model, not a curated record.